AUGAACGACAUGGGAUCUCUCGCCCACACGUUGACCGCCUCUGGUGGUACGGAAUCUGCUGGGUUUUUGAACGACCUGGUCGCUCAGCUCUGGCCAAAUAUCAACGUCGCCGGUUGCAAGAUGGUGAAGGAUAUCGUCGAGCCUAUACUAGCUUCUACCCUUCCAGGCCCUUUGGCCAAUUUGAGAUUCGUCAAAAUCGAUCUGGGCGAUGUGCCUUUGCAUUUCUCGGAGGUAGAUACUCAUAAGACUUCCGCUGGGGGCAUCCAGCUGGAGAUGGACGUUACCUGGGAUAGCAAGAGCGACAUCGAGCUAGAUGGAAGCAUGGUACCCAAGAUUGGUAUCGAGCGUAUUCAUCUCAGGGGAAGACUGUCGGUCCUCCUUGCUCCUUUGACGAAUGUUAUCCCUUGUAUCGGCGCUGCACAAGUUGCCUUUAUUAACCCUCCAAAGCUUGAGCUCGACUUCACGGAUGCCGCAAACAUUGCCGACCUUGGAAUCAUUUCAGGCACUGUUCGCAAGACUAUUCUAGGCAUCAUCAGUGGCAUGGCUGUCCUUCCCAACCGCUUCCUGGUCAAGCUCGACAACUCCAGUGACUGGUUCAAGACAUUCCAACCCCACAUUGGCGUCAUGCGUCUAACCAUAGAACGAGCCGUCGGCAUCUCGGGCCCGAAGAAGAGCGGCGCGAAACGACUUUUGGCAAAGAUUGUCAAGGAUGUCCCCGACUGCUACUGCAAGGUGACUGUCGGUGCCGAGGAUGAGUGGCGAACGUCAACCAAGAAGAACGACCACGAUCCGGAGUGGAACGAGACGCACGAUUUUCUCGUUUCAGACUUCGACCAAAAUAUCUUCCUUGACAUUGACGACGACGACGUCGGCGCGGAUGACGAUAUCGGCGAAGGCUCUAUCUCUAUCAAAGACAUCUUGCUCGGCGGUGGAAGCAAGGAGAUUGCUUUAUCACACAAGGGCGAACACACUGGAGCUCACCUAACGGUGCAUGCCAGAUUUUUCAACUUCGUGAGUGAUGCCUCGGCCCUCUCUGCCUCGGAGAGCCAAGGUGAAGGCCAAUUUGUUGGUCUGGCUACCAUACUUGUCGCCAGUGCCCUUGGUCUACAAGGUCAGCGUGAUGAGCUCAAUCCCAGCGUCAAGGUGACUUGGGGCGCGAAGGAGUUCCGCACCGCAAUCAAGACAUACACACCUGGCACCGACAUUUUCAAUCCUUCUUUUGAUCAGGCGUUCCGCAUUCCGAUCACAAAGGAUCUGGUAGACAGCGGAGCAAGCUUCAGGAUUGCAUUGUUGAACAAGGAGAGUGAGACUGGCGCUGUCGACAUUCCUUUCGCGGAUGUACUCAACGGGCCGAAUGCUGGUGUUGCAGACACAUUCGAUGUUGGUGAUGGGGCGACUGUGAGAGUCAGUGUAUUUCUGAAAGGAUUACAACCGGCCCAUUAG
This is a messenger RNA of Didymosphaeria variabile, 1443 nucleotides long. RefSeq lists its product as uncharacterized. Lineage: Eukaryota; Fungi; Ascomycota; Dothideomycetes; Pleosporales; Didymosphaeriaceae. The record is from RefSeq and is a predicted model, not a curated record. The coding region runs from base 1 to 1443 and encodes 480 amino acids. The transcript is spliced from 4 exons. Gene Ontology annotation, molecular function: lipid binding.